AUGCGCCGCUCCGCCAGUGCACUCAGUGCGCCCUUCAAGUACUAUCGCCCGGCCCUCGCACGCCCUCGAGCCGUCCACCCGCCGUCCACCACGCGUUCGACCCCACACCGCCUCGUCGCACCUCUCCUCUACCGCUCGUUCGCCUCCCAGUCGCUCGCCACGCCCGAUCAAGACGACCCUGUUCCUGCCGACGUCCUCCCUCGAGCCGAGCAUGCCGUAAUCUCUGCGUUUGACCUGUUCUCGAUCGGUGUCGGCCCGUCGUCGAGCCACACGGUCGGGCCCAUGCGCGCCGCCAAGAUCUUUGUCGAGGACCUGCGCCGCUUCGGCAUCCUCGACAAGGUCGCCAAGCUCAAGAUUGGCCUGUACGGCUCGCUCGCCGCGACGGGCAAAGGCCACAUGACGCCCGAGGCCAUCAUGAUGGGCCUCGAGGGCGACGACCCCGAGACGAUCGAGACGACCACGAUCGACUCGCGGUACAAGGCCAUCCUCGAGACCGAGCACCUGCAGCUCAAUGGCACCCACGCCAUCUCGUACUCGCACGACCGCGACAUGCUGUGGACCAUGAAGCCGCUCCCGACCCACCCGAACGGCAUGCGCUUCUCCGUCUUCGACGCCGACGGCACCCUCAUGGCGACCAACGAGUUCUAUAGCGUCGGCGGCGGGUUUGUGAUCAAUGAGCAGACCCAGGUCGACGAGAAUCUGUACUACCGCGGCAUCCGCAAGGACGAGGUCAACCACGCGCGGCGCGACCAGACGCACGGCCUCCCGCCCGACGCCCUCCUCCACGUCGACGCCAAGGCGCUCCCGCCCGUGUCGGGCGACGAGGUGGCCGCCGUCUCCGCGACGGUUGAUGCGGGCAUGGGCUCGGCGCCGUUGCCGUACCUGUUCCGCAACGCGGCGGGCUUGAUCAAGCUCACGCAGAAGCACAACCUCACCAUCGCUCAACUAGUGUGGGAGAACGAGCGCUCGUACCUGUCCGACGCCGACAUCUCGCGCAAGCUCCUCGACCUGUGGCGCGUCAUGGACAGCAGCAUCCACGCCGGCGUGUCUUCAACCGAGGCGGUCCUUCCCGGUCGCCUGCAGGUUCGCCGCCGUGCACCACACCUGUACCGACGCCUGUUCAAGGGCUUCUACCCGUCGCUCAUUUCGCCACCCUCGCCCUCGUCCGCCUCGCUCCCUCCUCCUUCCGCCACCCAGCCUCUCACCCUCCAGCACGGCUUCAACUACUCGGCGUCGCCCAGCUCGCCCACCUCGUCGUCGAGCUCGGGCGCACCGCUCGUCACGGGCUCGUUCGACCACCCGUUGCCGCCGACGCCGAGAACAAAAGGCCAGUUCCCGGCCAUCGACUGGCUGAGCUGCUACGCCAUCGCCGUCAACGAGGUCAACGCGAGCGGUGGCAGGGUCGUCACGGCUCCGACCAAUGGCGCAGCCGGCGUGAUCCCGAGCGUGCUCAAGUACCUGUGCGAGUUCAUCUCGGACGACCCGGACCGCGACGUCAAGACGUUCCUCCUUACCUCGGCCGCGAUCGGCAUGCUGUACAAGCGCGGCGCGACCAUCUCGGCGGCCGAGGGCGGGUGCCAGGCCGAGGUCGGCGUCGCGAGCAGCAUGGCCGCCGGCGCGCUCGUCGCGUGCAUGGGCGGCACGCCGGCCCAGGUGUGCCAGGCCGCCGAGAUCGCCAUGGAACACUCGCUGGGCCUCACGUGCGACCCGGUCGACGGCUUGGUCCAGGUGCCUUGCAUCGAGCGCAACUCGCUCGGCGCCGUCAAGGCUGUCACGGCGGCGCAGCUCGCGCUCGCGGGCGAGGGCGUCCACUCGGUGUCGCUCGACGACGCGAUCGAGGCCAUGCGGGUCACGGCGCGCGACAUGCACAACGCGUACAAGGAGACGAGCCUGAGCGGCCUCGCGACGAGCGUCCGGAUCCCGGUCUCGAGUCCGGCGUGCUAGACGGGCGUCCAUAGACUCUUGUAGAAGCUUGUGUUGCAGUACAGACACUCGGUCAGUGCC
Rhodotorula graminis WP1 is the source of this 2004-nucleotide messenger RNA. RefSeq lists its product as uncharacterized. Lineage: Eukaryota; Fungi; Basidiomycota; Microbotryomycetes; Sporidiobolales; Sporidiobolaceae. Bases 1 to 1944 code for a protein of 647 amino acids. Gene Ontology annotation, biological process: gluconeogenesis. The record is from RefSeq and is a predicted model, not a curated record. Gene Ontology annotation, molecular function: 4 iron, 4 sulfur cluster binding; L-serine ammonia-lyase activity. The transcript has 10 exons.